UUGACGUGGAGCAUUCGCAUGUUCGGUUUCUGGGCAACCUGGUAUUAAACCUGUGGGACUGCGGCGGCCAGGACACCUUCAUGGAGAACUACUUCACCAGUCAGCGCGACAACAUCUUUCGCAACGUGGAGGUCCUGAUUUACGUCUUCGAUGUGGAGAGCAGAGAGCUGGAGAAAGACAUGCACUACUACCAAUCCUGCCUGGAGGCCAUUCUGCAGAAUUCUCCCGACGCCAAGAUUUUCUGCCUGGUCCACAAAAUGGAUUUAGUACAGGAGGACCAGCGCGACCUGAUUUUCAAGGAACGGGAAGAGGAUUUAAAGCGGUUGUCCCGCCCUUUGGAAUGCUCUUGCUUCCGAACAUCCAUCUGGGAUGAGACUCUGUACAAGGCAUGGUCCAGCAUAGUCUACCAGCUCAUCCCCAAUGUCCAGCAGCUGGAAACCAACCUCAGGAAUUUUGCUCAGAUCAUUGAAGCUGAUGAAGUUCUUCUGUUCGAAAGAGCCACGUUUUUGGUCAUUUCGCACUACCAGUGCAAAGAGCAGCGGGACAUUCACCGGUUUGAGAAAAUCAGCAACAUCAUUAAGCAGUUCAAGCUAAGCUGCAGUAAGUUGGCUGCAUCUUUCCAGAGCAUGGAAGUGAGGAAUUCCAACUUUGCGGAUUUCAUUGACAUCUUCACAUCAAACACCUACGUGAUGGUGGUUAUGUCAGACCCUUCCAUACCUUCUGCAGCAACGCUGAUAAACAUCCGAAAUGCCAGGAAACACUUUGAGAAGCUGGAAAGGGUGGACGGCCCCAAGCACAGCCUGCUGGUGCGCUGAGCUCCCCCCCCCCCCUUUGGGUAACGGCCAGAGGAGAAGCUGCUCUCUCCCUCAAGAGACCUCAACCGUGGUGGGUGUUUUUGUGGGCUUUGAAAUGCGUGCACUGCUUUCCACUGCUCUUCUUCUUCUUUUUCAUCUUGGAUGCUGGUCUCCCCGGCGGUGUUGGGCACACGGUUUUUGACCUUCUGGACCGGCCGUGGUGCGGAAGGCCCAAAUGUCACGGACAUCAUAACCCUUCCCUCGUUUUCCCAUUCUGUUCCAAAUGACAAUAAACUACAAAGUUGGGAUACUUGCUAUUUUAUCAACAAGUUGCUAGAGUACGUUUAUAAAUCUUGUCUUCAAUCAUGACAAUAAAUUUUGUUACCAGGGA
This is a messenger RNA of Thamnophis sirtalis, 1185 nucleotides long. The record is from RefSeq and is a predicted model, not a curated record. Lineage: Eukaryota; Metazoa; Chordata; Lepidosauria; Squamata; Natricidae.